GUCGGACUCUGGCUGUCAGACCCAGUGAUGAUCCAUGUGUGAAAGAGGAAGAUGGAGCAGUCUGUGGCCGCGGUUCCAUCCCUUCCUCCCACAAGCAGCUCUGAUUGUGUCAGCCACGCUGACGGCAUCCCUGCAGGGCCGCUUGGCACACACUGUCCUGCCUGCAGCCAGGUCUGCUCCAUGUCCUGUGAUGCCCUUUGUGGAACGUCGCGUUCUGCCACCCCCUUGUCUCCCCUGGGCUUGCUGUUCGAAGACGUUCCGGGGUGGAGAGUUCCCGUGGCUGCGUCAUCCUUUGGGAGCCUGGGAGCCUGGCUCAGAUUCAUCCCUCCGGGGGUUGCCUGGCCUUCCGAUGGUUGGCCCUCUCCCUCCCCGUUUCCAACGGCAGCUGGUCCAGGCAGAGGGAGAGCGGCAGUGCCACGCAGGUGGUGGCGCUUGGGAAGGGGUCAGGCAUGGCUGUGGCAGACGGUGUGCCUGCCAGGGAGUCACAAUCCAUACAGAGCCGGCUGCUGUUCUGCAUGGUUUCCUCCCGCAGGCAACGGCCUUGCAAAACCAGGCCGAAACAAAGCGCCCGUGUCCACCUUGAACGAAGCGGCCUCCUCAGCUGCACCGCCGUGCCAAGCUGAGGGGGCAGGGAGAAAGGUAUGCAGGCGCCUGCGGAAGUGGCCCGUGUGCUUCCACUGGGCAGGAUCUUGCGCCGUGAAAGAGCCGGUUUCCGUCUGCUGGAUGCAGAGUGUCUUCCACUCGGUGGACCAGCCCAUGCGUUGCCUGCCACUCUUCACACAGUGUUUGCUGGUGCUUUUCUCAUCCGUGGAUGAAGCCAGCACCCGGCGGCUGGUUUGGCUUCACGCACCUGUCUUGCUGCCACCCGACCACUUGCUGGAUGGCGGGGUUCCUGCACGUGGGCGGGGGGUGCCCUCCACGCUUCCCGUGACGCGUACAGCUCUGCCACAUGUUAAUGAGCUAUGCGCUGUUCAAAUGCAAAUGUUUGUAGCAAUUCUUGUUAGCUGCAGAGCCGAUUUGGUUUAUUUAAGUUUUCCUGUACACAGAUUAAAAUUCUCUUAAGUGUAGCAAGCA
Molecule: messenger RNA, 1074 nt
Organism: Varanus komodoensis (Komodo dragon)
Lineage: Eukaryota; Metazoa; Chordata; Lepidosauria; Squamata; Varanidae
Exons: 2
Coding region: 52-1062 (336 amino acids)
Source: RefSeq, a predicted model, not a curated record